Hypoxylon trugodes is the source of this 852-nucleotide messenger RNA. RefSeq lists its product as uncharacterized. Gene Ontology annotation, biological process: chromatin remodeling. Lineage: Eukaryota; Fungi; Ascomycota; Sordariomycetes; Xylariales; Hypoxylaceae. Bases 131 to 733 code for a protein of 200 amino acids. The record is from RefSeq and is a predicted model, not a curated record. Gene Ontology annotation, cellular component: Ino80 complex. The transcript has a single exon.
AUUCAUUCCACUAAGAAUAUCCAGCCUUCAAUUCAGACAGAGCAUCUCGUCAAAUACUUCAAUCGAAUUACAAUCAAACUAUUGCCUCUUAAAAUACACAUUAACACAACCAUAAUUUCGACGUCCCAAAAUGUCUGCCCCAACAGAAGCUCAAAUAGCCCACCAAGAGCUAAUCGACGAGCUCGAUAUUCACUCCGUUCAUAAGAGCUUCCGCAACCCGCACUGGCGACCGAACCAACGACGCAACAAGAACAUCAAGACCAUCCUCGGUGACGCCUCGCGUAAAGAAGCUUCCAUGGCAGCGACACCCCAAGAUAACAGCGGCACCGCAACGCCCGCCCAAGCAGAAGGAGAUGGUCUCUCAACUAGUGGUUCUUCGACACCAGUUCAGCAAUCCGCCGGCGGUAACUCGAAUCUGCAGCCGAACCUCGCGCAAGCCUCACGUAGUUUGUCGAAGCUUGUUCUAGAGAAGACGCUGCGCCCCAACGGAGCGAAUAGCGGUGCGACCGUAUCGGCGGCACCUAGCGCGACAUAUACUAAUAUCGAGUCGGCACCAUCCCUUGCGCAUACGAAGCGAUACUGCGAUGUCACCGGACUUCCUGCUCCCUAUCUUGAUCCAAAGAGCCGAUUACGAUAUCACAGCAAGGAGGUGUUCGGUUUCAUUCGUACACUACCACAGGGCGCGGCCGAGUCAUAUCUAGAAGCCAGAGGUGCACACACGGUUCUGAAAUGAACAGAAGCGGAUAAUUCAUGGAGACGACAAUUGGUUUUAUUCAGCGUUAUGGCGCUAUGGGAAUUCGCCAUGUCUAUUUUGACUGGCUCAAAAAAUGGCUGAUUUACGGAGGACUACGG